AUGUCUGCAGAUCCUUCGACAUCUGCGGUGCCGCUGGGGCUGAAAUACUGCCAUGAGCCACUUGAAGAUUCGGAAACAAGCAUCCGCCCCUUGCAGCUCAAGGAUGACCAAGAGGGAACUCAAUUGCAGCUUUCACUGCGCAGCUGGCGCCUGAGCGACGUUCCGCAUUAUGCCACGCUGUCGUACACCUGGGCUGACAAGGAGGAUACGCGCGAUGUUCUGGUCAAUAAUGCCGUCUUUGUGAUUACGAAGAAUUGCUGGCUCGCUUUGACACGACUGCGCAAGCUUGCAAAGGAAUCAAACUACUUCUGGAUCGACGCGAUUUGUAUCAAUCAACUAGACGAACGCGAACGAAGUGCUCAGGUGAACAUCAUGGGCAGGAUUUACCGCGGCAGCUCUGUCACGUACGUCUUACUGAGUGAACAUGGGCUUGCCGGCCGGUAUCUCUUCGAAGAUAUGCCCUUCCUCACAGCAGCAGGAUACAAUGCUUCUCAGUCGUAG
This is a messenger RNA of Fulvia fulva, 501 nucleotides long. RefSeq lists its product as uncharacterized. The coding region runs from base 1 to 501 and encodes 166 amino acids. The transcript has a single exon. NCBI's taxonomy places the organism in Eukaryota, Fungi, Ascomycota, Dothideomycetes, Mycosphaerellales, Mycosphaerellaceae. The record is from RefSeq and is a predicted model, not a curated record.